This is a messenger RNA of Mycena citricolor, 1478 nucleotides long. NCBI's taxonomy places the organism in Eukaryota, Fungi, Basidiomycota, Agaricomycetes, Agaricales, Mycenaceae. The record is from the annotation of a GenBank genome assembly.
CACACCGCCACGGCGGUGAUCCAAACAACGUGGCUCACGCCAAACUAAUGGCUGGACGGAACCUUGCAUCCUCCGAGCAACAUCCAGUGUGACGUACAGGAAUGCCCCUUGUUCUCAAAGGAACGAAUUCUACGAUCUACACUGAUCGCACUCUUCUAGUGUUUCGGAGAGAGUUAUGUGUUUGGAUUGCCUUACUCAACAUUCGAUCUCUAGUUUGACUCUGGGGGUCGAGUCUUCUGUUCGUUCCGACUGCGAACGGGCUUCGUACAGGCUUCGUACGGGCUUUGUGCCACCGGCCUUCGGCUCAAGGGAUCGUGUCUUCUGUGCAGGUCUUCUUUCUCUCAACACCCACCGGUACUCGGCAUCUCAAUAGCCGGUCUUGCAAAUUGGUGGCAGAAAGACAGUCUCAAGGCUCGAGAUGCUUGGUCGACAGGAAGAUUGCGGUUUCCAAGGUCACACAAUUGUCUAAAACAUGACGCAAGAGCGUCAGGCACCGCUGGCCAUGCCACUUCUCUCGAUGGAUGAUCACCUCAACACAGCCAUAGGCGAAAGUGUCAAUUCCGUUUGCGGUGCCGGCGGCUACUCGAAAAGUUUGUGUGUCCGCCCUUGUUUUUUCCGCCACAUGGGGUCGCAGGAGUCGGGCCUGACACCGCCAUAGCUCCUCUCUUACGCGUUUUUCUGCAGUUUCGCAGCUCGGGGGCGCCAGAGACCGACACAGUGUGUAUGCAACUGUGUCUCAUCCGCGGCGCACUGGGUUGGUACAAGUACUCGCAGGUGCGCCAUGUUCCACCCAGAAUUCCCAGCACACUCUCACUGCAAUGGUUUGGAAAAACGUAGACGCGAUCAUCCAGGACAAGCUCUACUUGGGAAACCUUGUAGCAGCUCGAUCAACGAGAUCACUGGCCGAACGCCGGGUCUCUCAUGUUCUCUCUGUCUGCACGGACCCUAUCCCUGCCGAACUGCCGCAAUCGGGGGUUCAGCACAUGCGCAUUCCGGUCGAAGAUGUGGACUAUGCGGACCUCCUGAUAUACCUGCCCUCUGCGUGCCAAUUCAUUGAUCAGGCCAUUCGCUCCGGUGGUGUCGUUCUAGUCCACGAUGUCCAGGGCGUCACUCGAAGCGCUGCAGUCGUCGCUGCCUAUCUGAUGUGGGCAUAUCAGUACAGCCCCACCAAGGCGCUUGAGUUCGUGCGAAGGGCACGCGACCAGAUCUGGGUCAAUCCUGGCUUCCAGGAGCAGCUUGUCCUCUUUGAAUUGUGCCAUUAUGCGCCGUCGCCUUCAAAUGGGAUAUAUCAGAGCUGGAGAUUCAAGCUCGAUCGUCAUUUGCGCGCCAAUGGCCUGCUUCCCUGAAGUCUCCGAAGCCCAAAAAGCUCACUGAGCAUAGAUGUUUGUUUCUUGUAUUCCAUAUCCGCAUUCGCAUUUCUUCAAUUAUGUACUUCCAUAUCUGUAAUUAUCUUGCUGCUGAGCAAGUUACAACACCCA